GGUUAGCCGGGGUUGCUCCUUCCUCAUAUCCAUAACAUGGUAAGUUGGUAAGUUUACUCUUGCUCCCUUCCUAUUCCUACUCGAUAUGGUGAAUCUGCUCUAUGUCGGUGCAUUGGAUUGUUUUGUAAGUUCCUGCUUCUCCUUUCCAUCUUCUCUCUCUCACCUUUUCUUUGCAUACACAUUAACAUCAACUUAUCAAAGAUUUUGGUAUCUCUGUCUUUCCUAAAGCUCUAAUAUCUCUUCCCUUGCUGAACUGUCACAUUCUUGUGUCUUUCAUUCCCGUCGUUCUCUCGAUCACUGCUUGGACCUCUGUUUCUUGCCGGGAAAACAACUUCUCAGUUCAGCUCUCUACCUCACCAUCGUGGCCAAGGCACAACAGUCUAUCCUCCUCCAUUUCCAGAAUAUUUCACUUCUUCUUAAGCUAUUCUCAUUGUCAUAUCAUUAUUCGUCCCUUUUUGUAUGCCCCGUCGUACUCCAAUUGGUGCCACUAUUGCAUUUCACCACUGUCUGCGUUCCUUCUGUUCUACACCUUCAACCGCAUCAAGUACCUCCACAUCCAUUUCUUCUUCGCAUCCAAAAGGGAACAUAAGUCGCAAAUUUCUCCACAAGAUGACACAUCCAUGUUCAUCAAAGCGAGACUCUACCAUUGAUGUAUCUGAGGAGUGUCUCACUGGUCAACAUGAGGGUGCUUCUAUGCCCCAAGCAGAUGGGUGCUCUUCCAGCAAGGCAGCAGAUGACGAGGAUGAACGUGCCGUACAGAUUGCAGAAGCAGGUGCUGCUGCUGCAGUUGAUCCCAAGACAGCAAUGCCCUCUUUCUUGAAGAUCUCACACGAUGGUAUGCAGCUCACUCACAUUUAUUCGGAGAACAGGCACUAACCUAAUGGUAGAAAUGAAAGAAAAAUAUGCUAUACUGACGAAGAAGGAGGAAGAACGUCUAGCAAAUGGAGAUGACCCAAAAUGGGCGAGAGAGGAGCCGGAUCGUGAACUUGAUCGUUAUGCCAACGUACAUCCAUGGGCUGCUAACCGUAUUAGGCUCAUUGUUCCUGAAGGUUACAACGAUUACAUCAACGCAUCCCCUGUCACUUUAACGUCUACUGCUGAAAAGCAAAGUACGAUGAAGAAAGGUAUUCAAGAUAAGUAUAUCUGUAUGCAAGGCCCGAAAUCUCAAACUGUGGAUCACACCUGGCAUAUGAUGUGGCACUCAAUCACAGUACCAGAUAAUGCAGCACCUGGUGUCAUUAUUAUGCUCAGUCCUCUCGUUGGACCUAAUCCAGCAAAACCUGAAGAGAUGAUGGAAAAAUGUUAUCAAUACUAUCCUAUGAGCGAAGAUGAUCCACCUUUGAUGGUCAACGAGGCGGGAACUCUUGGAGAAGGCUUUAAGGCUAAGGUUCGGUUCCUGAAGAGAGAAGAGAAUAUUGAUGGUACUGGGAUUGAGGUUCGUCAACUAGCCAUGUCUGUCGAAGGUGAAGACGAGGAGAAGAUUAUCUGGCAUUUCUUUUAUCCUCUUUGGCCAGAUAUGGGCUCCUUAAACAACCAAAAUGUCAAAAGUGUUUUGACAUUAAUGGAUCUUUCUCGAGCAAAGAAUCAGGAAGAAGAAAAUCCAAGAGUUGUACAUUGUAGUGCUGGUGUUGGGAGAACUGGUACUUUCGUUGCUUUGGAGUUUUUGAUGGGAGAACUUCAGGGUGGAGCUUGGGAAGGGUGGGAUCAAUCGGAAGAGAAGGACAACGAUGCCAUCUAUGAGACUGUCGAUCAACUACGUCAACAAAGAAAGACUAUGGUUCAAGCUGUCGAACAAUACAUCUUCCUAUACGAAGUGUUGAGGAAACAAUGGGAGGAGAAGUAUAGGUUGCCAUGUUUUGGUGGUGAACAUACUCACGAUUUCCCUCCUGAGGAAGGCAAGAAUGCUGUAUUCAGGGCUAUCCCAGAGAAAAAAUAGCUCAGCUUAGGAAGUCUGAACGAAUUUGGUAGAUGGAGAGGUCUUACGGAUGAAUUUGUGCUUUUUCUUGCUCUUUCUGCUUGGUGUUGUGUUUGGAGAUGAAUGAGUUAAGGGGUGGGGCUGGGGCUGAAAAGAUGUUCCUGUAACGAAGUAGCGCGACUGAACCUAGAUUAAAACCCUCUUAAUAUACAUCUUUAGUUUACUUUCUGC
Molecule: messenger RNA, 2146 nt
Organism: Sclerotinia trifoliorum
Lineage: Eukaryota; Fungi; Ascomycota; Leotiomycetes; Helotiales; Sclerotiniaceae
Source: the annotation of a GenBank genome assembly